Molecule: messenger RNA, 1212 nt
Organism: Sphaeramia orbicularis (orbiculate cardinalfish)
Lineage: Eukaryota; Metazoa; Chordata; Actinopteri; Kurtiformes; Apogonidae
Gene: nfu1
Product: NFU1 iron-sulfur cluster scaffold homolog (S. cerevisiae)
Exons: 8
Coding region: 71-826 (251 amino acids)
Biological process (GO): iron-sulfur cluster assembly
Cellular component (GO): mitochondrion
Molecular function (GO): iron ion binding; iron-sulfur cluster binding
Source: RefSeq, a predicted model, not a curated record
UAGUACGACACUUCCGCUAUUACGACUGUGUUACGCGAUUUUCGGUCCCUUUUAGGUUAUCAAAACAAACAUGGCGACUUACAGACAGGUCGGCAGGUUGUUGGGUAUUUCAGCAAGACUUUUGCGUCCGCUGGGUAAUAAUGGACACAUGGGCGCUGGAUUGCAUUGGCCUUCACAUAACACAGGAAUCACAAGCAGUUGGCCACAAAACCCCCACCUGGUUGUUCCUGGACGAACCAUGUUUGUGCAAACACAGGACACACCAAAUCCAAACAGCCUGAAGUUUAUUCCUGGUCGCAUCGUUCUUGAAUCAGGAACUAUGAAUUUUGCUGGCCCUCGUGAUGCAUUCUGCUCUCCUUUAGCCAGACAGCUCUUUAGGAUUGAUGGUGUCAAGAGUGUCUUCUUAGGCCCUGACUUUAUCACAAUAACAAAGUCUGAUGAUAAUAUGGAAUGGAAGGUAAUCAAGCCUGAUGUGUUUGCGGCCAUUAUGGACUUUUUUACAUCAGGGCUUCCUGUGGUGAAUGAGGACAGUAAACCUAGUGCAGAUACAGCACCAUCAGACGAUGAUGACGAAGUAGUUGCUAUGAUCAAAGAGUUGCUGGACACUCGAAUAAGGCCCACAGUGCAGGAGGAUGGAGGUGAUGUAGUUUAUCGGGGGUUUGAGGAUGGCAUUGUUAAACUGAAACUACAGGGCUCCUGCACCAGUUGUCCCAGUUCCAUUGUUACACUGAAGAAUGGUAUUCAAAACAUGCUGCAGUUUUACGUCCCUGAGGUUGAAUCUGUGGAAGAGGUGAAGGACGAAGAAGAGGAGGCUGCUCAAGUUUAAAUUAUAGUGUAACCAGAACCACAUUUACACAUUCCUCCUCCCCUACCCCCCACCUACACUUCUUUUAAUACAAACCAUUGUUGCAAUAUGAGUGGCUGGAUAAUGUGUAUCAUAGUUGUGUUGGGGAAGUCACAAACAAGCCAAAUGCUAUGCAGAUACAAUGAUUGAUUUCUAACGGUUUUAUGUGUACUCCCAACAGUAUUUCAGUAGAUUGGAGCAUAUGAACAGAUGAAGGCUUGUAAGACCGAUGUUUGCAGAAUGCAAUAAUUUGUGAUUAGCAUUUGAUACUGUUACAUAAACCCAAAAUUAUACACAAAACAGCUUUUAGGUGUAAACAUACUGUAUGUAUGUAAAUAAUGUGUAAUUAAAUAUUUUAUUAAAGUGUG